CUGAGGACCCGAGAUGCUGAGCCUGGCUCUGAGAAAGCGGCUCCUGCCACCGCUUCCAGCUCCGCAUCCCAGCAGGGCAGGGAGGGGAGAGGGAGCUGGCAGCCCAGCCCUGCGGCUGGACCCCCCCGCCCCGCCAGCUCCGUCCCCCCCUCCUGUCCCUUCCCUCCGGUCACUUCGGUCCCCGCCAAGGAGCGUGGUGGCCCUGGCCGGGUGCUGCCGGUGGGCGGGUGACCAAGGAUGCUGCGCUAGGAGAUGCCGAUGGUGCUCACCCUGCUCGUCUCCCUCUAUAAACUGUGCCGGUUCAUCGCCAUGGCGGGUGCGGAGAGGCUGACGGUGCCCGAGUGUGUGAGCCAAGCGGGCAGCUGGGCAGGCGGGGGCAGCUCCAGGGAGCACCGGGAGGUUUCCCCUGGGGUGAACACGGACGUUCGGGCAGCCCUGGACCGGAUCCUGCCCGCCCUGCACCAGGCCAUCGCCCACGCCAAGAAGCCGGCUGGCCCCGCGGAGCUGAGGAAGGCCAUCACCGAAGUCUUCCAGCUGGUGGAGGAAGCCUGGGGGAUGCCCACGCUGGGGAGGGACGUGGCCAAAGUGCUGUGCGACGUGAUCCGCCUGGAGGGGGGCCUGGAUCUGCUCCUGAACCUGCUGUACACGGCAGAGCUGGAGACCAAAUGCCAGGCAGGAAAACUCCUGGAGCAGAUCCUGGUGGCAGAAAACAGGGAUCGGAUCGCUCGGAUCGGUCUGGGAGUGAUUCUGAACUUAACCAAGGAGCGAGAUAUUCCCCAGCUGGCACAGAGUGUCUCCGGUAUCCUGGAGCACAUGUUCAAACACACCGAGGAGACCUGUUUCCAGCUCAUCUCUGAUGGAGGCCUGGAUGCUAUCCUCUACUGGUGCCGCUGGACGGACCCCGUUGUGCUGCGGCACUGCGCCAUGGCCUUGGCCAACUGUGCCAUGUACGGAGGGCAGGCCAACCAGCGCCUGAUGAUCGAGAAGAGGACGGCGGAGUGGCUUUUCCCACUGGUGUUCUCAAGAGACGACGAACUAAUCCGCCUGCACGCGUGCCUGGCCAUCACGGUGCUGGCCACCAACAAAGAAAUCGAGAAGGAGGUGGAGCGCUCGGGGACUCUGGCUCUGGUGGAGCCGUUCAUCGCCUCGCUGGACCCAGAGCAGUUCGCCUGCGAGAUGUUGGGCAGCAGUGACAACAGCCAGGGGAGGACGGCGGACGACCUGCAGCGGCUGGUACCCUUGCUGGACAGCUCGCGGCUGGAGGCACAGUGCAUCGCUGCCUUCUACCUCUGCACGGAGGCUGCCAUCAAAACCAGGCAGAAGAACACAAAGAUUUUCAGUGAGACUGGGGCUACGCAGAGCCUGAAGAGGGUAGUGUGCUACUCCACCAGCAGCACCACCUCCUCUCUGGCCAAGAAGGUGCUGCGCAUGAUAGGGGAGGAGGUUCCUCGGCGCAUCCUGCCCACAGUUCCCAACUGGAAGCCCUGUGAGGUGCAGACGUGGCUGCAGCAGAUCGGAUUCAACAAAUACUGCCAGAGCUUUCUGGACCAUCAGGUGGAUGGGGACAUUCUCCUGAGGCUAACAGAGGAGGAGCUGCAGGAGGAUUUGGGGAUGGACUCCAGCAUCACUCGGAAAAGGUUUUUCCGGGAGCUGACAGAGCUGAAGACCUUCGCCAACUAUUCCACCUGCGACCGCAGCAACCUGGCCGACUGGCUGGGCGGCAUCGACCCCAAGUUUCGCCAGUACACAUACAACCUGCUGACAUGCGGCAUCAACCGCAACUUCUUGCACCGGGUGACGGAGCAGCAGCUGCAGGAGGACUGUCACAUCAACACGGGUUUCCACCGCGUCCGCAUCCUCACUGCUGCAAGGGAAAUGCUUCACUCCCCUAUAACGCUGCAAACUGCAUCCGAUGGGACUGACGUAUUUAUCAGCUACCGGAGGAGCACUGGGUCGCAGCUGGCCAGCCUGCUGAAGGUCCACCUGCAGCUGCACGGCUUCAGCGUGUUCAUUGAUGUGGAGAAGCUAGAGGCAGGGAAGUUUGAGGACAAGUUGAUCCAGAGUGUCAUGAGUGCCCGCAAUUUCGUUCUGGUCCUCUCGCCAAACGCGCUGGAUAAAUGCAUGGGAGACCCCGAGUGCAAGGACUGGGUGCACAAGGAGAUUGUGACAGCCCUGAGCUCUGGAAAGAACAUUGUACCUGUUACAGACCACUUUGAGUGGCCGGACCCAGAAACACUUCCCAAGGACAUGAGGGCUGUCCUGAAAUUUAAUGGUAUCAAGUGGUCCCACGAGUACCAGGAGGCCACAAUCGACAAAAUCAUCCGCUUUCUCCAGGGCCGUUCCUCCCGGGACUCCUCGGCUGGGUCGGAGAAUGGCCUGGACUGCUUGCCCUCCCUGGGACAGACCUAGAACCAGCACAGCUGCCUUGUCCCCUCCAGAGACUUCCCAGGUGACCCCUUUUUAUGUGGGGCCAAAUUUCUCCCUCUAGAUUUUUCCCCAUCUUAGUACCCUGGCUUGAGACAAGGCCUGUGGCUCAUUAGCCCCCCUUCACCCUCCAAAUGCAAGCCCUGGUGAGCCAAGCCAGGGUGGGCUCUGGGCUUGAUGAGUUGUCUUCCACACCCUCUCCUGGGGUAGCAGGACAUGCUGGCUAUAUCUCGUGCAAUGCAAGGGGUGUGAGGAGACCAACACGGUCCAGACUCCUGCAAAUUGCUGCAGCUUCCCUCAGAAACAUAUCCAAAGAGGAAGGAUCUUCUGAAGACUGAAAACUGAGGAAUUUGUGAGGGGUACAUCACAAGAAGACCUGUGAGAGAGCAGUUGAAACAGUCCAUAAGCAUCAUAUGGCCUCUGCUGUGUGCUGCAGGAAUCAUUGUGGUCAGAAGCUGAGAGCAGGAAAGUGCAAAUAAAACUUAAGCCCUAACGAAAUCCCCAUGUUUGGGAAAGAUAACACACAGAGGCCUUCUAAACUGCUCAGCAGCAGCUUUCUCUUUCCCAGGAACAGCCCCUUAUCACUACAGCUCACUCCCUCCUUGAGGGCCUUUCACCUCCUAAUGCUGCAAAACCACUUUGUGCUUUUAACUCUGGUGAUGGAAGUUUGAGGUAAGAUCAUGUGAAGUUUCUGCAGGAUCUUUGCAAAAAGUGAAAGAAAACCAACCCCCUUCCCUCCAUCUGAUGUCUCAGCUUUACCACUUUAUCAGGUCUGUACUUACAGGGCAUAGGAGGCUGGCUUGUGACUCUGAAAAACAUAUAUCUGUGCAGAUGCAGAAGACACUAA
This is a messenger RNA of Tyto alba (common barn owl), 3271 nucleotides long. It is a transcript of the gene SARM1, whose product is annotated as sterile alpha and TIR motif containing 1. Bases 253 to 2409 code for a protein of 718 amino acids. Gene Ontology annotation, molecular function: NAD+ nucleosidase activity; signaling adaptor activity; protein binding. The transcript has 9 exons. Gene Ontology annotation, cellular component: dendrite. The record is from RefSeq and is a predicted model, not a curated record. Gene Ontology annotation, biological process: response to axon injury; negative regulation of MyD88-independent toll-like receptor signaling pathway; signal transduction. NCBI's taxonomy places the organism in Eukaryota, Metazoa, Chordata, Aves, Strigiformes, Tytonidae.